Messenger RNA from Aspergillus glaucus CBS 516.65, 567 nucleotides. RefSeq lists its product as uncharacterized. NCBI's taxonomy places the organism in Eukaryota, Fungi, Ascomycota, Eurotiomycetes, Eurotiales, Aspergillaceae. The transcript has 3 exons. The record is from RefSeq and is a predicted model, not a curated record. Bases 1 to 567 code for a protein of 188 amino acids.
AUGCCUUGUAAAAGGCAUCGAGAUGAUAGAUUUGCAGAAUAUGCAAGAGAUUUCGCAGCCCACGGAGAUAUGAAAAGGAAAAAAGAAGGAAAGGGAGAAGGGAAAGUCCGUACCUUGGGAUAUCACCUGACAACAAGUCACCUGCUCACGGGGAACAACAAGAAGCGAAAGUCGUCUAAACGCGACUUCACUUCGCAAAGAUCGGGAAAAAACGCGGAUUUCAAGCACGAGAAUGGGAAUAACCCUCGAAACGCAGCGAACCCGACGAGCCCAAUAUCAAAUCAAAGAAAGGGAUACUCUUGGAAGCCUCUCCUCCCUCCUUCUCGACCUCGAGUCAUGUGCUCUGAUCCCGUGCCCCUCCUCAGCAGUCCAUUUCGCCGCUCUGAUUGGCUGGUCGUCUUCGGGUGUCGGGGAGGGGUUCACCCGGAGUCACGUGUGAUUCAUACAAUAAAGUACGACACACGUCUCCGCUGUAUAAACACCCCGAAUAUUACUCUGGAAAGGCACAGAGUACCCUGUUUCCGUGACUCAUGGCAUGCGCGGACUACGGCGGCUAUUGGUAAUUGA